GCACCAGCUCCUUGCUUCUUCCUGGCAACUGGCAACUCUGGAAGAAGAACAUGAUGAGACCUGGCUGCCUUAGCAACAGUGGCUGUUAUCCCCCAAAACCAACCUUGGGUGUGAUUCAGGCCUGGAAGAAAUGCUGGUUCAUCCUGCGGAGCAGCCAGUGGUGUGGUGACCCAGGUGUCCUGGAAUACUACAAGCAUGACCAGUCCAAGAAGCUCUUAGGGAUCAUCAUCCUGUGCCUCUGUGAGCAGGUGGACACAAAUGUGACACUUUACAAGAAGUGUCUAACACUUGGCUUUGUGUUCCUCAUCAAGACCAGUAUGCACACAUUUUACCUGGUGGCAGAGACAAAGGAGGACAUGCAUAACUGGGUGCAGAUCCUCUGCCAGGUCUGCGACUUCCAGCAGGAGGUCGUGAGCACAGGUACAUAGAUGCCAGCAUUCUCGGGGGCUGAGGUGACCCUUGGGUGUCCUUUGUAGGUAAAGUCAGUGCCAGUCAUGACCAGAUGUCAGGAGGACCCC
Molecule: messenger RNA, 518 nt
Organism: Sciurus carolinensis (gray squirrel)
Lineage: Eukaryota; Metazoa; Chordata; Mammalia; Rodentia; Sciuridae
Product: GRB2-associated-binding protein 2-like
Exons: 2
Coding region: 51-428 (125 amino acids)
Source: RefSeq, a predicted model, not a curated record